Ipomoea nil (Japanese morning glory) is the source of this 676-nucleotide messenger RNA. RefSeq names its product aldehyde dehydrogenase family 7 member A1-like. Lineage: Eukaryota; Viridiplantae; Streptophyta; Magnoliopsida; Solanales; Convolvulaceae. The record is from RefSeq and is a predicted model, not a curated record. Bases 1 to 579 code for a protein of 192 amino acids. Gene Ontology annotation, molecular function: aldehyde dehydrogenase (NAD+) activity. The transcript has 6 exons.
AUGACUUCUUUUAGAUCUAUCAGGCAUCAGGCAGGUAAGCAGGUUAUCUACUAUAGUGUAUCCAGAAAACAGUAUACACAUCACUGCACUGUGAUUAUUUCAAUUUUUACUAUUUUACAUCAUUACCUUACAUUCUAUUUACUACUGCAUACACGUGCUUCAAGGGAGAACUUUGAGAAGGGAAUUCAAAAAAUUAUAUCGGAGGGAGGCAAGAUCCUGACAGGAGGUUCAGUUAUACCAUCUGAAGGGAACUUUGUGCAGCCAACAAUAGUAGAAAUAUCUCCAAGUGCUAAUGUCGUGAAUGAAGAGUUCUUUGGCCCAGUUCUAUAUGUUAUGAAAUUUAAGACAUUUAAGGAUGCUGUUGAAAUAAACAACUCUGUGCCUCAGGGUUUGAGUAGUUCAAUCUUCACCAAGAAACCUGAAUAUAUAUUCAAGUGGAUUGGUCCUUUAGGAAGUGAUUGUGGUAUUGUUAAUGUGAACAUACCAACAAAUGGAGCUGAGAUAGGUGGUGCUUUUGGAGGAGAAAAAGCUACUAGAGGUGGUCGUUUCACUACAGAGGGAUUCUCUGUGGUGAAAUGAAUUUGGUCAGGAUAAGCUGAUGACAGUUCCAUCAGAGGCCUCAAGUGGUGACUCCUCAACAAGUUGGCUUUUUAAAAAUAAAGAACAUGGCAAAGCC